UUGAAUGGCCUGUGCGCAUGUGCGAAGGUGUCCAAACUGACAAUGCUCGUGAGAUGAAGAUAGCGCUGCUGCUGCUUCUGAGCUCAAGGAGGACGCGAGGAAUCUACAAGCCGACAAGAUGAGAUCCAAGGCGAGGGCGAGAAAACUGGCCAAAAAUGACAGUGAGGCAGUAGACAGCAUGUACGACACAGAGCCCAAUCUCGUGACCGGCGAGAGUGCGGAAGAGGAGACAGAAGACAGCAUCAUGUCCCCCAUUGCGGUGGGUCCCACGUCCCCUCAGCCCUGCAAUGAGGACUUCACUCCUAAAGAGGGCUCACCCUAUGAGGUGCCCGUCUACAUUCCCGAUGAUAUUCCCAUCCCUGCUGACUUGGAGCUCCGCGAGUCGUCUGUUCCAGGGGCUGGCCUUGGAAUCUGGGCUAAAGUCAAAAUUCGGAUGGGAGAACGCUUCGGACCAUACAAUGGACUGCAGAGCGCCACGGUAAAAGAGACCACUUAUGGAUGGGAGCAAAUGCUGAAUGAUCAUGAAACGUCGUCUCAAGACAGCUGUAUUAAAAAGGUAAUGGACAACAUGGGCAAUGUGAAGUUUUGUCUGGAUGGGGCUCUGGAGGCCAGUGGAAGUUGGCUCAAAUAUGUGCGCACAGCCCCGUCCCAUGAAGAGCACAACCUGGCCAUGUGCCACAUCAGCGAAGACCAGAUCUGUUAUAAAGCUAUUAGAGAUAUUGAAAUAGGGGAGGAGUUACUGGUUUACAUGAAGGACGGAGUUUUCCCCGAGGGCUCAAUGGCACCGAACCUGGAAGAUGAGCAGAUGUACCGCUGUGAACACUGUGAUGAACUCUUUACAUCAAAGCUGGAGUUACGGCGGCAUCAGAAAUACUCCUGCAGCAGCGGCAACUCUAUCUUUGACUCGCUAAGCGAAGACUUCAAACAGGAGCGCGAAGACAGCGAUGAGCCAGUACACGAGUGCAAAGACUGUGAAAAGAUCUUCCCUAGCGAGUACAGUCUGGGGCAGCAUAUGAUCGUGCACACAGAAGAAAGAGAGUAUAAGUGUGACCAGUGCCCCAAAGCUUUCAACUGGAAAUCCAACCUCAUUCGCCAUCAGAUGUCACAUGACAGUGGCAAACGCUUUGAGUGUGAAAACUGUGAUAAGAUGGAUGUCACACCACAGGACGUCAACUUUCCAAAAGUGUUCACAGACCCCAGCAACCUCCAGCGCCACAUCCGCUCUCAGCACGUCGGUGCCCGAGCCCACACCUGCCCUGAGUGUGGCAAGACCUUUGCCACCUCCUCGGGCCUCAAGCAGCACAAGCACAUACACAGCAGUGUCAAGCCUUUCAUCUGUGAGGUGUGUCACAAAUCGUAUACCCAGUUCUCUAACCUGUGUCGUCACAAGCGGAUGCAUGCAGACUGCCGCACCCAGAUCAAGUGUAAAGACUGUGGGCAAAUGUUCAGCACUACCUCCUCCCUCAACAAGCACCGGCGCUUUUGCGAGGGCAAGAACCAUUAUAAUCCCGGAGGCAUAUUCACACCGGGCAUACCAAUGACAUCCAGUCCCAUUUUAGGCAAAUCCAAGUCUCAUCCUGGCUUGAACCAUGGUGGACUUAACUUCAGUGAUUAUUUCUCCUCCAGGCCGCAUCAUGCAGGUUUGCCCUUUUCCCCAGCACCUCCUGCAUUCCCAGCCAUGUCCCAUGGCUUCCCAGGGAUCUUUCCCCCAUCACUAUAUCCUAGACCACCAUUGUUACCUCCUAGUUCACUGCUCAAGAGCCCACUUCAAGAUGGGAAGCUGCCUCCCCUUGACGCCCCUACUCUUUCCGUGGUCUCAUCCAUGCACAACAGCAAUGGAAAUGUAGGAAGUGGCCAGUCGGAGGAGAACCGAGAGUCCAAACUGGACUUCUCAGACAGCAAGAAUAAAGUGAAGAUGAACGACAUGUCGGAUGGUAGUGAUUUGGAAGAUGUGAACACAUCUAGUGGCACAGAUCUAGACACCACCACUGGCACUGUGUCUGGCUCCGACCUAGAAAGUGAGGCAGAGAGCGAACGGGAGAAGGGCAGGAGGAAACCGGUGCAGGAGAGCAAGCAGGAUGAAGUGAGCAGCAGUUCGGUAUCUGUCUCCAGUUCAGGGAACCUCCCUUGCGAGCGCCCGUUCCUCUCCUCCCAGCAUUCCUUCUUCCCACCACCAGAAGAGCAAGCACUUCCACCCUCCGGGGCCACCACUGACUCCAUUAAAGCCAUUGCGUCCAUUGCAGAAAAGUAUUUUGGGCCUGGAUUCAUGGGCUUGCAGGAGAAGAAAAUGAGCUCCUUAAACUACCAUUCCAUGUUUCCUUUCCAGUUUCUGCCCAACUUCCCACAUUCCUUGUACCCAUUCACAGACAGAGCACUCAAUCCUGGUAUGUUCUUCAAACCUGAGCCUAAAUCACCUCGUGAGCACAUACAGAAAUUACCUACAGCCACUGGUGCGGAUUCACCCUUUGACCUAACCACCAAACCCAAGGAGGUCAAACCUCUCCCUCCACCCCCCAGCAAGCCAGCCUUGCCACCCAACGCCCUCCGGGCCCCUGGCGAGGAACAGCCUCUGGACCUCAGCAUAGGCAGUCGAAGCCGAGCCAACCAGAACGGUGGCACGCAUGAACAGCGCAAGAAUCACGUCUAUGGCGCAAACUGCAAAGCGGCUAAAGAUGAACACCCAGCACUAACUCAGUCCCAGAACUUGCACCAGCCCCAGAUGCAUCAGCCACAAGCAUCCCUUCCCCAGCCACCUCCUCCCCAGCAGCCGCCGCUCCACUACGCCAAGCCCUCGCCGUUCUUCAUGGACCCCAUCUACAGCAGGGUGGAGAAGAGGAAGCUAUUAGACCCAGUAGGAGCUCUAAAGGAGAAGUACCUGAGGCCUGCACCACUACUUUUCCAUCCUCAGGUGUCUGCGAUGGAAAACAUGACUGAGAAGUUGGAAAGCUUUGGCGCUCUGAAACUGGAUGCUCCCAAUUCCCUCCAGCACCCCUCACACCAUCUUUUUAACUUCCGCUCCCCGCCUCCCUCUCUCUCCGAUGCUAUCUUACGCAAAGGCAAGGAGCGAUACACCUGCAGGUACUGUGGGAAAAUCUUUCCCAGGUCAGCUAAUCUUACAAGGCACUUACGAACACACACAGGAGAACAACCAUACAGGUAA
Molecule: messenger RNA, 3160 nt
Organism: Pimephales promelas (fathead minnow)
Lineage: Eukaryota; Metazoa; Chordata; Actinopteri; Cypriniformes; Leuciscidae
Source: RefSeq, a predicted model, not a curated record